GCUUGGCCCCUUCUCUCUGUUGAUUGCCUCAGGGGAAGACGGAAGACCUGGAUGGAUCACAAUUUUGAGAGGCAGCAGCAUGGAGCCCCGAGCCCUGGAGCCUCCCUCUCCCACAGCUACCUGCUGGGGCACCCUGCCCGCCCCUCAAAGCUCCCUGGAGGGGUGUCUCCCCUCAUCCCUGUCCUCAGGAAAACCAUCCGUCUGGAUGCCUUUCCUCAAAGCCAUAUCCCACAGGCUUCCAGCAGACCAGGCCCUGGAGCCAGGGCCCGGGGUGUGCCCCUACAGGAGACCGUGCCCCGGAAGCUCAGCUCCAUCUCCUUAACGCUCCGUCAGAACAGCCAGGCAUGGCCCCUGGGUCCCCUACCUUCUCACUGGGAAGAGCUGCCCACCCCGGGCAAGGAGGCUGCCACCCAUGGAGGAGGUGGGCUGCCCAGCCCAGGCUCACAAUCGGUGACUCUAGUGCCGGGGAGCAGAGUCCACUCUGAGGGUCCAGGGAACCCAGGUCUGUCCAAACCCAGCAGGAUGCCCAUAGUGGAGAAGCCUCUGGUGAGUUCCUACCUGGCCCUACCGUUUCAAUCCCGGUUAGCCCGGAAAUCACCAGGCCCUGCAGGGCCAGGCUCGGUAGGUCAGAAGCAUUCUGUCCCAGGGACCGCCCAUGUGACUACCAGAGCUUCUCCAGGAAGAAGCAAGCCCCGGUCCAGGGGUAUCCCGAGACCCCGGCUGAAUCUCCAAAGGGACACUUCUACCAUGGGUCCUGCGACAGCCAUGGCUUUGGCUCCUCUGGACACAACCAGGCUAGGCACAGCCAGACGUUUAACCACAAUGGUCACGAACAGACCUAACUUGACUGCCCAUCCGGCCACACCAAGCACAUCCAGACUGGAUACAGGCAUAGAGUUGCCUGCUCUAGGUACCAAGCUGGACACAGCCAUGGACUUUGCUACAGCAGGCCCAACCAAGCCGGGCGUGGUCAUGGAUUUGGCAACCCCGGAGCCAGACAAGCUGGGCAGAGCCACAGCUACAGGAGGCCCAGCCAAGUCAGGUCUGACCACAGAGGUUACAGCCGUGGACUUGGUGGUACCAGACCCAGUCAAGCUGGGCCCAGCCAGGAGAGACACAGCCAGGGCUUUGGCUAGAGCAAAUACAGCCAAGCUGGACAGAACUACAGAUUCUGUGGCUUUGGACACAAGCAAGCUGGGCACAGCCAUGGGGGAGAUCACACUGGACAGAGUCAUUAACCUGACCAUAUCAGCCACGUACCCACUGAUGCCAAGCGGAAGCACAGCCCCAGCGUGGGACCAUGCUCUUACAGAUGCUGCCACAGACUGGCCCGCAGAGCCCCGCAUGCUGGACCGAGCCAGAGAAACCAAAGGGCUCCCAGAGGCCAGGACGGACGCAGCCAUGUCAGAGCUGGUGCCUGAGCCCAGGCCUAAGCCGGCAGUGCCCAUGAAACCCGUCAGCAUCAACUCAAACCUGCUGGGCUACAUCGGCAUUGACACCAUCAUUGAGCAGAUGCGCAAGAAGACCAUGAAGACUGGUUUCGACUUCAACAUCAUGGUGGUCGGUCAGAGCGGACUGGGCAAGUCAACGCUGGUCAACACGCUCUUCAAAUCCCAGGUGAGCCGAAAGGCCUCCAGCUGGAACCGGGAGGAAAAGAUUCCCAAGACGGUGGAGAUCAAAGCUGUUGGGCACGUGAUAGAGGAAGGCGGGGUCAAAAUGAAGCUGACCGUCAUCGACACCCCGGGCUUUGGAGACCAGAUCAACAAUGAAAACUGCUGGGAGCCCAUUGAGAAGUACAUCAAUGAACAGUAUGAGAAGUUCCUGAAGGAGGAGGUCAACAUCGCCAGGAAGAAACGCAUCCCGGACACUCGUGUCCAUUGCUGCCUCUAUUUCAUCUCCCCCACGGGGCACUCCUUGCGACCUCUCGAUCUGGAGUUCAUGAAGCACCUCAGCAAAGUUGUGAACAUCAUCCCGGUCAUUGCUAAGGCUGACACCAUGACCCUGGAGGAGAAGUCUGAAUUCAAGCAAAGGGUUCGAAAGGAGCUCGAAGUGAAUGGCAUUGAGUUCUACCCCCAGAAGGAAUUUGAUGAGGAUUUGGAGGACAAGACAGAGAAUGACAAAAUCCGGCAGGAGAGCAUGCCUUUCGCUGUGGUGGGAAGCGACAAGGAGUACCAAGUGAAUGGCAAGCGAGUCCUCGGCAGAAAAACUCCCUGGGGGAUCAUUGAAGUGGAAAACCUCAACCACUGUGAGUUUGCCCUGCUUCGAGACUUUGUCAUCAGGACCCACCUCCAGGAUCUCAAGGAAGUGACACACAACAUCCACUACGAGACCUACAGGGCCAAGCGGCUCAAUGACAAUGGAGGCCUCCCUCCGGGAGAAGGCCUCCUGGGCACUGUCCUUCCACCUGUGCCAGCCACCCCCUGCCCCACUGCUGAAUGAAGGCCAUUUCAAGCGCUGCUUCUCCCUCCAAUCCUCCCAGCUGUUAUUGCUGCAGGGCUAUGCCCUUUUUAGAGCUGUCCUUGCCCAGCCCACCACCACCACAGCCCCUCUCAGCUCUCAGCAGAUUGGAGGGCCCAGCUAUCUCUUUAGGACAGUUGCUUACCCCCUGUAUCCAAACCACCCCCCCCCCCAGUGGAAUGGGGUUCUCGCCAGCACGGCCCUCGUCCAUCGUCUGUGUCAGCCGGUCCCAACCCAUCCGUAGGGGGAAAGAACUCAUCAAGAGCUCCUUCUACCCUUGCAAACCCAUACCAGCUACUUGUAACCAUCUCUAAGGGGAAAUGGCAUUGCUCCCUGUCCAUUCAUCUGCAUGAGCUACUCUUGGCUUCCUUCAGGGGUCAAGAAAGCAACUUUUCUGCUUGUCAGAUUUGUUGAGGUCAGCCAUGUGAGCCCCAGUGUGGGACAAGGGUGUCUCCUUCAUUGCUUAAAGCUUAUUUCUAAUGAUGGGUCACUACAGAUGUGGGGGAGCCAGGCCUAGGGUCACUUUAAAAAAAUAGCCAUUUGUGGCUGGCCCCAGAGUUCAGCUUCAUGCCCUCCCCACCCUGUAACGCAGCCGCUUAGAAAGAGUGGUUUUCCUGAAGAGACGUUUCUGGAAUUGACUUCCUUACUCUCAAACUUAAAAAAAGAACGUAAACACAGACACGAAACUCCAGAAACCCAUGGGAUGUGAACUCUAGGAAGAAAAAAAAAAAUCACCCUUCUGUCCACUUAGCAAUAAGAGGGAUCUCUUCCCACCUACUCUGACUACUCCUGCCCCAACCUCCACCCUGCUAAUGUGAGUAAUGAAUUAGCCUGGCCACAGUUGGUCACUGUAGGCUAGUGGAAAAUACCCAGUGGAGGGCAAAGGCCCCCAUCAGAUGCAUGAAUGUUUGCGAAUGUUGGCUGCCACUGCCCCACAUACUGUGUCUGUAUGGGAUUCUCCCCGCCCCGCUCCCCCUUUUCCCCACUGUCUCCACCUGGACACUACUUUCUCAAAGGCUGGUGACUUGUGGGCCAUUCAUCCACAACUAAGUCCUGAUGGAGCAAGAGGCCCAAGCCUAGGGGAUGCAAGAACGACCCAUUUCUUAAAUGUUACCAGUCCCAGCCAACUUUUGGGUGACAUUAUGGUUAAAUUUCCCAAUUGAAAACAAGCCAACAGACCCUCAAACUGGUUGUGUAAAUGUUGCUAGACUUUAUGUGUUGUACAACUAAACAUUGCUGUUUGAACAAGAA
Callorhinus ursinus (northern fur seal) is the source of this 3708-nucleotide messenger RNA. The record is from RefSeq and is a predicted model, not a curated record. Lineage: Eukaryota; Metazoa; Chordata; Mammalia; Carnivora; Otariidae.